Molecule: messenger RNA, 3808 nt
Organism: Carassius carassius (crucian carp)
Lineage: Eukaryota; Metazoa; Chordata; Actinopteri; Cypriniformes; Cyprinidae
Product: gamma-adducin-like
Exons: 13
Coding region: 38-1840 (600 amino acids)
Biological process (GO): barbed-end actin filament capping
Cellular component (GO): postsynaptic density; cytoskeleton; plasma membrane
Molecular function (GO): actin filament binding
Source: RefSeq, a predicted model, not a curated record
GUUUAGGGAUGAGCUAGAGGGACUGAUCCAGGAACAAAUGAACAAGGGGAACAACCCCACAGGACUGCUCGCUUUGCAGCAGAUCGCAGAGUUCUUCAUGGCCAGCUCCGUAGCCGGCUUCUCCACCUCCCCCCUCAGUUUGGGCAUGGUGACCCCAAUAAACGACAUGUUCAGCAUGGAGUCCAGUACUAUGGUGAAAGGAGAGAAACAGAUCCGCUGCAAACUGGCCAGCCUCUACAGACUAGUGGACCUGUUCAGCUGGGCCCACUUCACAAACUGUUACGUUACAGUUCGUGUCAGUAAGGAGCAGGAUCAUAUCCUCAUCAUCCCCAGAGGACUGUCCUUCGCUGAGGCCUCUGCGUACAAUCUGGUGAAGGUGAAUAUUCUGGGUGACGUAAUCGAUCAGGGCUCCACCAACUUGCAGAUCGACCCGGAUGGCUUCAGCCCUCACGCUGCCAUCUACUCCGUGAGACCUGAUGUGCGCUGCAUCAUUCACAUCCGCACACCGGCCACCGCUGCUGUGUCGUCUAUGAAGUGCGGUCUUCUGGCCAUCUCUCAGGAGGCUCUGAUCCUGGGUGACAUUGCCUAUUACAACUACCAAGGCAGUCUGGACGAGCAAGAGGACCGCAUAGAGCUGCAGAAAGCCCUCGGACCAUCGGCGAAGGUGUUGGUUUUAAGGAAUCAUGGGAUUGUAGCUCUCGGCGAGACCAUUGAGGAGGCCUUUCACUACAUUUACAAUGCUCAGUUGGCCUGUGAAAUACAGGUGAAUGCGUUCUCGUGCGCUGGAGGAGUGGAGAACCUGAUCGUGUUGGAUCUGGAGAAGUACAGAUCUCGGACGCAGGGGGUGGCAGAAGCCGGGGUCAACAUGGGCUCUCAGCACAAGUGGAGGCUGGGAGAGCUGGAGUUCGAGUCGCUCAUGAGAAUGAUGGACAACCUCGGUUACAGGACAGGCUACACGUACCGGCACCCCAUCGUGCGAGAGAAGCCGCGGCACAAGAGUGAAGUGGAGAUUCCUGCGACAGUGACGGCGUUCCUGUUCGACGACGACGACGCUCCACGCUUCCCUCUGAAGUUACUGCAGCAGCGACAGCAGAGAGAGAAAACACGCUGGCUCAAUUCACCCAACUGCUACAUGAAGGUGAACGUGUCGGACGGGGUGAACCAGGAGAACGGACGCACCAAGACCACGUGGAUGAAGUCUGAUGAGGGGGGAAACACCAGCGGGACUCCGAUCCGCAUUGAAGAUCCCAACCAGUUUGUUCCUCUGAACACGAACCCCAGUGAAGUUCUGGAGAAGAGGAGUAAGAUUCGUGAACAGAACCGGUUUGACAUGAUGACAGCAGGGCCGCAGUCACAGCGGCUGGCAGGGAUUGUGGUGGAAAGACCCCCGCCAUACACAGGCGAUGACGAGGAGCAGACGGGACCGCUUCCUCCAAACCCCUUCAGCGAGCUGAGCGAGAAAGUGCUGGAGGACUACCAGAAACGACUAGAACAACAUCAGCUCGGAGUAGACGAUGAAGAGCAGCUCACGUCAGACGACGCUUCCACACUCUCUCAGUCAGUGUCUCCACAAAACACUCCCGCUAAAGAAGAGAACCACAGCGGCAUGAUGCUGAACGGUAAAGAUGACCACGGCGAUGAGGACGAGCUGAUCAAGCGUGUGAGUCAGCUGACCACCAGCGUGGAGAGCGUCGAGAUCAGCGUGCGCUCCGGAGAGAAGAUCGAAGAGGCUCUGACGCCCGAGAGCUCGCCCUCCAAAUCACCCAACAAGAAGAAGAAGAAGUUCAGAACCCCGUCCUUCCUGAAGAAGAACAAAAAGAAAGAGAAAGUGGAGGCCUAGAGGACGGAGAGCAUCCACACCUGUCGCUUUGUCUGUCUUUGUUUGUCGUUUUACGUUUCUACGUUUGUUUUUAAAAAAAACACGGCACGUUAUUUUGGGAGUCGGUCAAUAGAUGAAGCAACACCCGUUUUUUAAAAGACGUGCCAUGAUUAUGAGUUUUAUACAGGAGGAAAAGCGAGGGAAACUCCUGGGAAACUGGCUUCUCUCACCCAAUAGACUCAAAAUGUUCAGAUUUUAUCUCGUUGAUGAGCCCAUACUGCAUUGUUUUUUUCAUACUGUAUGUUUAAUAGAUUCUCACACAGACCUUUUAUGAGCCCCUUUUCAAUCCGUCAUCUCUCAUGGUGUCAGUUCUGCAGCCUUAAAUCAAAUUGGGCUCAUUUCACAGGAAGCGGUUAAUAUUUCACACUGGAAACCAUUCGAGGGUUAUUUUAACAGGGUUUAUUAAGUUUCUCUUGCGUUGCCCGUGGUCUCUUCCUGUGUCCCUCCAGUCUCCUCUCCGUUCCUUAUCAAAACAUUUAACCAUUCUAAAAAGCAGAGAAGUCACGUUUUAGUGAACACCAACUCUUCAUCUCUUAUGAAAGGUUUUAGCUUCAAUUGAAAUUAUUUAGUUUUUGUCUGUUUAGUUUUGUACUCGUUUCUAUACUAUACUCUUAACAACGAACAAAAAAAAUAAACAACGCAUGUUUUGCUGGUCUGAAUUUCCGUGGCUGAUAAUGUAGCGGUGCCUGACUUCUCAAUCGUGUAAUAGCUCCGAUUACUAAACACGUGUAACAGAAAUAUAUGAAAACUGGAGUGAUGAGAUAAAUAUGUAUAAAAUAUAAUAUUUUUGUGCUGCACUUUUUAAUGUGGUAUGCAACAUAACAACAAAAAAAUCUAUGGAUGAAGAUCUGAAGCGAAAGAGGCGCGAAAGGAAAACAUGAGAAAUGUUUUAGCAUCUUGAAAAAGGGUGGAGAAGGGAAACUUGUUAACGUGUAUGGAAAAAAUAUAUUUUGUAAACUGUAUUUUUAAGAAGAAGAAAAACGCAAAGUACUGGCUCUCAUGGGGUCAACAGUGGGUUCAAAUCUAUUAAAUCGAAGACAUUUAAGGUUCACUCUGGGCCUUUAUAGUGCUCCAUCGUUGAUUAUGUCACCUUGUGGUCAUCCCAUAACCAUCCAAAGCCUCAGUGUUAUUAAAGUUUGCAAAACGCUGUUGGACAGUGUGUUUUUUGCAUCUAAAACUGGAAUGAUUUACUCAUCUUCCCUCCGCCACAUCCAGUUCCCGUGAGGUCAGAGGUUGCUCGGUUUGCCCGUUUUGAAGCGCCCUGUCCCAUGAGAUGACGCUCCGUGGGCAGAAUGUACACCAAAAGCUAAUCUCUUAUGGUUACGAUUAGCAGUUUGACCUCAGUUUGAACUCCCGUUAGGCCUGAAUGUGGUCGUCCCAUUGGGGGAGGAAGAGGAGGAACCACUGAGAGAAAGAGAGAGAGAUAUAUAUAUAUCCCAGUGGGCAAUGUGAAGUACUGGCUUGGGCACGGAGAGAGAGAGAGAGAGACACCUCUAAGCUGUGUAAAGAGCAUGUGCUUUUGAACGCGGGCCAGGCGUUGGAUUAAAACGCAUUUAAAGCUGCACCGAGUGCGAGUUUGAAGCGAGAACUGGGGCAGGCGGGAAGAUUAACUUGUUUUUAUUGCUUUAAAGUUUUCCUUAUUUUGGCUGGAAGCAAAACUUAUAGUGUAGGACGCGUUAACUGGAAUGUGCAUCACAUUCUCUUUUAUGUUUGUUGAUCUUUUACCCCUUUUGACCAUUUUGCACCUUGUUUUACUAAUGCCUCUCUGUUAGUCUGUGGUUCAGAAGGCCUGUUUGCUUUGGCAUGCGAGUUUGAGCCGAGCCUCUUUGUGACCUGUGAAAUCCUAUAUAAAUGGUUAUCUAACGGACUUGCUUUUAGAUGUAUUGCUAAUCAGUGUAAAUUCACAAAUAAACUAUUUUAAGAAGCAAA